Oncorhynchus gorbuscha (pink salmon) is the source of this 1512-nucleotide messenger RNA. Its product is annotated as Na(+)/H(+) exchange regulatory cofactor NHE-RF1-like. NCBI's taxonomy places the organism in Eukaryota, Metazoa, Chordata, Actinopteri, Salmoniformes, Salmonidae. Gene Ontology annotation, cellular component: apical plasma membrane. Gene Ontology annotation, biological process: protein localization to plasma membrane. The record is from RefSeq and is a predicted model, not a curated record. The transcript is spliced from 5 exons. The annotation marks the transcript as partial. Gene Ontology annotation, molecular function: protein-membrane adaptor activity; signaling receptor binding.
CCGGCCUCCUCGCACACAGCCAAGAGAGAGAACGGCUCUGUGUCCAAGCUGCCCACUACCCUGACCAGAGAGGUACCCAAGCCCACGCGAAGGUCACCGUCGCGGGCCGCCAAGAAGGAGGCUCUGGCCCAUGUUAAUGCCCAUGCCCAGGUGGCACGGACACCAGUGGACCCAUCGGAGCUGUUCCCCAGGCUGUGCCAUCUGGUGCGGGCCGAGACUGGCUACGGCUUCAACCUGCACAGUGAGAAGUCCCGGCCGGGCCAGUACAUCCGCUCCCUGGACCCUGGGUCUCCAGCCGACCACGCCGGGCUCAGACCACAGGACAGACUCAUAGAGGUGAAUGGGGUGAACGUGGAGGGCAUGCGUCACGCGGAGGUCGUGACCUUCAUAAAGAGAGGAGGAGAUGAGACCAGGCUGCUGGUGGUGGACCCUGACACAGACCAUCACUUUAAGAAGAUGGGUGUCACCCCAUUGGCCAGCCACAUUAAAGACUUUGACGGUCCGUCCAUAUCCAACGGCUCCCCCAGUCCUCAGAUCAACGGCAGCUUCACCAGCAGCUCCAUCCAGUCACACCACUCUGACCUGAGCAGUCCAGACAACAGCCUGCAGCUGGGAGAGGACGAGGCGAGCCGUCUGAUGGACCCGUUUGCUGAGAUCGGCCUGCUCCUGAGUCCCACUGCGGCUGAGGCCAAAGAGAAGGCCCACGCCAAGAGAGCCAAGAAGAGAGCCCCUCAGAUGGACUGGGACAAAAACACCAACUCUUCAGCAACUUCUGAACUUUUCUGCCACCCAAUGAGAGAAGCAGAAAGACUGUCGAAUUUGACAUAUCUGAAACUUACCUUCAACAUUCCUACCCGUUACCCUACCACCACCACCCCACCACCACUACCACCACCACCCCACCACCACCACCACCCCACCACCACCCCACCACCACCACCACCACCACCCCACCACCACCACCACCCCACCACCACUACCACCACCACCCCACCACCACCACCCCAACCCCACCACCACUACCACCCAAUCCAACAGAAGAGAAUAAUGCAGAUAGAAUGUUGUUCUUUGAACGUUGGCCAUCCAACACCGACUCCUCCCUGCUUCCAAAAUGGACGGGAUGGAAUGAUGGACAUUUCAUCCUUUACCCCUCCUUCAAUCCUCCCUUCUUCCACCCUUCUCUAUACCCUCAUCCCACCCAGAGAGAGCUUGUCUGCUGGACUGGCCUGGAAUAAGAGACUCAGGAUUACCAGCUUCUUCUGAAUCCACCCGUCAUCAUCAGUCUUUCCCUAAACCAUCCAAUGUCCCUCCUCUUCUACCACUAACUCCCACCUCCUCUGAGGACUGAUCUGGAGAGAGGAGGCACUUCUUUUUGUAUUUAGAAAGUAGAAAAGCACCUUGAUAGGUGUUAGCCAGCCCAGCUGUAACAAGUAUGGGGAAUAUGGACUAUGUGAGAUGUUUGUGAACACUGUGACCUGAUCUUAAACAUUGGGGUUUGUUUUGACCCUGUAA